This is a messenger RNA of Cantharellus anzutake, 2287 nucleotides long. RefSeq lists its product as uncharacterized. The transcript is spliced from 8 exons. Gene Ontology annotation, molecular function: ATP hydrolysis activity; ATP binding. Lineage: Eukaryota; Fungi; Basidiomycota; Agaricomycetes; Cantharellales; Hydnaceae. Bases 99 to 2183 code for a protein of 694 amino acids. Gene Ontology annotation, cellular component: mitochondrial inner membrane. Gene Ontology annotation, biological process: protein insertion into mitochondrial inner membrane from matrix; mitochondrial respiratory chain complex III assembly. The record is from RefSeq and is a predicted model, not a curated record.
CUCGCACACGUUUUGCCCUUUGAUCUCAACCCUCACGCUCGCCUUGGCCUCCAUUCUUCGAUAACUGCUCGUCCUCAGCUCUAUAACAUUGCCAGAACAUGGACUUAUUGGGCUCAGUAUUCGGCUCUUCCUCUUCUCUUAUAGAUGGUGCAAAACUUGUCCUAAUUGGCGGGACUAUUGAGACUGCUCGCCGAGUCGGCCAGUCUGCCUGGUCGUCAUUCUUGUCAUCGUUCUACUUGACUGCGCAUUUCAGUGAGGAUGACUACCCGUAUGACUGGUUACAGUACUGGUUACAGCGCCAACCGCAAUGGCGUUCUUCCCGCGAGUUCGAGACUACUACUCGGACAAUAACAGUCGGUAGCAAGGACGAAUACUUAUAUGAGGACUACGAGCCUCGGGAUCUCAAGGAAGAAGAGACACCAGGCAAGCAAAAGGUGCACGUCGUCUUUCAGCCAACGUUUGACUCUACCAUCGGCAUUUACUAUCGUAAACAUUGGUUGCGAGUGCGGAGAUGGGCGAACAAUGGGACAGAGCAUCUAUCCAUUUCUGUGAUCGCUCGCAACAACUCAGUUUUGAAGCAGCUGGUCCUGGAGGCUAAGAAGAUGUACGAGGCGGAUGCUGAGCACCGAGUGAAUAUUUACUUCGCUGACUCGCAUGGGUCUUGGCGGUGGACCGAUUCUCGAGGAAAGCGGCCAUUGGGUUCCAUUGUUCUGGAGAAGGGUGUGAAGGAAAUGCUGCUGGCAGAUUGCCGUGAUUUCCUCAAGAGUGAGAAAUGGUAUGCAACCCGCGGUAUUCCAUUUCGACGAGGUUACUUGCUUUAUGGUCUUCCGGGCUCCGGUAAAACAUCACUAAUCCAUGCCCUUGCUGGGGCUCUGGGUCUCGACAUCUACGUCGUCUCAUUAUCCGCCUCCUGGAUCAACGAUGCUACCCUGUCCCAGCUGAUGGGCCGUGUUCCUGCACGAUGCAUUGUCUUACUCGAGGAUCUAGACGCAGCGUUUACGCGCUCUGCGACCCGAGAUGAUGACUCAACUGGUGCCCCUGGUGGCAAGAAUGCCGGCGAGAACGUCGAGGAGCGUCACAUGUCAGCUUUUUCGCGCCGCCGUGACUUCGUCCCAGACUACAACACAUUGUCACUCUCUGGUCUGUUAAAUUCUUUGGAUGGUGUAUCUGCGCCGGAAGGCCGAUUAUUGUUCGCCACGACGAAUCAUCUUGAGCGCCUUGACCCUGCGCUCACUCGUCCAGGGCGAAUGGAUAUCUGGAUCGAGUUCAAGUAUGCCAGCAAAUGGCAGGCUGAGCUCCUCUUCAAGAACUUCUUUUCGGAGAUGGACGAUGCACCUCAGCCUACGGAUGAGGAGAUCGCUGCAAUGCAAAAGGAGUUUGCUCUUUUGGAGGCACAAGAGAAGGAGGCAGGUAAAGUCUCCUUCGUCCCGAAGGACCGCGUGACUUCCCCAACUGCUGGCGCUGAGGCCAUGGCUGCCGCUACCGAGGCCGCUACCGAGGCUAAGGAGAAGCUGAAAGAGGCGGAGGAUAUUCUGCCACUCCCUGUCCUUGAGCAACCCACUGGUCCUUUAGACCCCGAGAAGUUGAACGACUUUGCUCGCAAGUUCGCUGCUGCCAUCCCUGAUAAUGAGCAUUCCGUCGCCUCUCUCCAAGGCUACCUCCUCCGUAAUAAGAGCCGACCAGAAGCCGCUGUUGCCGAGGCACCUGCAUGGGUCCAGUCUGAGCGUGCACUCAGGGUUCGGUUAAAGAGGGAGAAAGAAGAACGUGAGGCGAAGAUGGCAGUCGAGCGCGAGAAGCGCCGAAAGGAGCGAGAAGAUGCCAAGAGGCGAGCAGAACGUGAAGAGGCUCGUCGCAUCCGUGAGGAAGAAGCUCGUAUUCGCAAGGAGGAUGAAGAGUUCGCCGCUGAGGAGAAGCGUCUUGCCGAGGAAGAGGGAAAGAGAAAAAAAGAGGAGGCGGCGGAAAAGAAGGAAGGAGAGAAGCCAGAUGAUGAGAAAACCACCACCGAGAAAGACAGCACUUCUUCGGCCUCUGCCACGGCUGAGAAAACUUCAACGUCGGCAUCUACGGAUACCACUUCUGCCACGGGCACAUCAACUCCUGCCACUUCGACACCUGAUUCCGAGCCUGAGGUCGACGCUAGCAUUGUUCUCGUUAAACCUGAACCAUCCACUUCUUCCGCUUAGGAGCACGUGUAUCUCAACACCUAACGACCUUUUUUUCUUCUCUUUGGACCACUCAUUGGCAAAUUGUGUACGCUCUAUCUUUGGAAGGUCAAAGAACCUGAAUG